AGUGAAUUUUCGGUGAAUUCGGUGUAUGCAGUGCCGCUAGUGAAAGUUACAUAAAGAGUGUGCACAAUGACGGCCGUAGAGCUGUAUACAAAAGGUGCAAAAGUAUGGAUACCAGACGCAGAAAAAGUAUGGCAAGCAGCGGAGUUACUUGAUGAUUAUUCUCCAUCGAAAACGUCACUCAACGUUCUUACAAAUGCAAACGAAACUAAAGCGUUAACAAUUAAGUCUGAAAAAGAUCUCCCAUUUUUGAUGAACCCCCGCAUUUUACUGGGAGAAAAUGAUUUGACGUCUCUUUCCUACCUGCACGAACCUGCCGUUCUUCACAAUUUGCAGUACAGAUUUUGUCAAAAGAAUGAUAUCUAUACCUACUGUGGCAUUGUACUGGUUGCCAUUAAUCCAUAUACAGAGUUACCUAUUUAUGAUACCGAUACAAUACAAACAUAUAGGGGCCAAAGUUUGGGUAAUCUCGAUCCCCACGUAUUCGCCGUUGCUGAAGAAGCUUAUACCAAAUUGGAACGGGAACAAAGGGAUCAAAGUAUUAUAGUUUCUGGAGAAAGUGGUGCUGGUAAAACGGUAUCAGCUAAAUAUACCAUGAGGUACUUUGCGACAGUGGGCGGUAGUGCCACAGAAACUCAAGUAGAGAAGAAGGUUUUAGCGAGCAGUCCCAUAAUGGAGGCUAUAGGUAACGCCAAAACCACCAGAAACGACAACAGUUCGAGGUUUGGAAAAUUCAUAGAACUUCAGUUUAGCAAACAAUUUCACAUCAGUGGUGCCUCAAUGCGAACAUAUUUACUGGAAAAAAGUAGAGUUGUGUUUCAAGCUCCAGAAGAAAGAAAUUACCAUAUAUUUUAUCAACUAUGUUCGGCUGCAAAACAGUUACCUCAAUUAAAUCUAGAUCACCAAAGCAAAUUCCACUAUUUAAACCAGGGAAAGAGUCCUAACGUAGCAGGAGUGGAUGAUUUACGUAAUUUCGAAGAAACCGUCGAUGCUCUAAAUUUACUGGGAUUUUCAGAGAAGGAACAAGAAAAUAUGUUUAAAAUUAUUGCUUCUAUUCUCCAUAUUGGUAACAUUGAGUUCGUGGAUAGCAUUAUUAAAGUGGAGAAUGAGCAGGAUCAAGAAGGAUGCAUGAUUAGGCCAAAUGAUAAACAUUUAAAAACUGUAACAAACCUACUUGAAAUAAAUGAAGAAGAAAUGGAACAGUGGCUGUGUACGAAAAAAUUGAUCUCAAUGCAAGAUAUCUUUCUUAAACCAAUGUCUGUCCAGGAUGCAAUAGCAUCCAGAGAUGCUCUGGCAAAACAUAUCUAUUCGGAACUCUUUAAUUGGGUAGUACUGAUGAUUAAUCGGACCCUUGAAUCAGAAAUACCCAGACAUAGGUUUGUUGGUGUUCUGGAUAUCUACGGUUUUGAAACUUUUGAAAUUAACUCUUUUGAGCAGUUUUGUAUAAACUAUGCAAACGAGAAAUUGCAGCAGCAGUUUAAUUUGCAUGUGUUUAAAUUGGAACAAGAGGAAUAUAUCAGAGAAGGAAUAGAGUGGAAAAUGAUUGAGUUUUAUGAUAAUCAACCAUGUAUAGACCUAAUUGAAGCUAAAUUAGGAAUAUUGGAUUUACUAGAUGAAGAAUGUAAGAUGCCUAGAGGUUCUGACGCUUCAUGGACUGAAAAACUUUACACGAAAUGUUCAAAGUACCCUCAUUUUGCCAAAGCUCGUUUUGGCACGUCUUCCUUUAUAGUCAAUCAUUUUGCUGACAAAGUACAAUACGAAAGCGAUGGUUUUCUCGACAAGAAUCGUGAUACUGUCAUCGAAGAGCAAAUAAAUGUAAUUAGAUCUAGUAAAAACGCAUUAGUCAAAAAAUUGUUCACUUCUGAAUCGCAGAAAUUGGCAGCACCGAGGACUAAAUUGAAAGUUGUGUCGGCAAAGCCUAUGCCAGUCUCACAAAAGACUCACAAACAGUCUGUUUGUUCUCAGUUUAGAGAUUCCCUUAAUAAACUUAUGGCCACUUUAAACGCCACUACUCCACAUUAUGUAAGAUGCAUAAAACCAAACGAUUCCAAGACAGCCUUUGAGUACGAACCAAAAAGAGCAGUACAACAACUUAGAGCUUGCGGUGUACUGGAGACGAUACGACUAUCCUCCGCAGGAUUCCCAAGCAGGUGGUCCUACGUUGAUUUCUUCUACAGGUAUCGAGUCCUGUGUAAGAGUAAAGAUAUUAUUAAAACAGACAUUGAACAGACCACGAAAAAUAUAUUGGCGAAGUGUAUAAAGGAUUCUUCCACGUAUCAGUUUGGUAAAACUAAAAUUUUCUUCCGAGCUGGGCAAGUGGCGUAUAUGGAGAAACUACGUUCUGAUAAACUUAGAGCCUGUUGUAUUAUGAUGCAGAAGACAGUAAGGAUGUUUAUAUAUAGGAAAAGAUAUUUGAGGAUAAAGAGAACGGCCCUAAAUAUUCAAAGAUAUGGUAGAGGAAUGCUUGCAAGAAGAUUGGCUCAAGACAUUCGACGAACUCGAGCUGCUAUAAAAAUUCAAAAAUCAGUCAGAGGGUGGGUCAAAAGAGUUCAGUAUCAACGAUUACGGCGCUGUAUUUUGGGCAUUCAAACGCACGCGCGAGGUUAUAUGGCAAGAUUGAGGUUUCUCCAACUUAAGUAUAAUGCAGCAGCUAUUAUUAUUCAAAAACAUGUCCGUGGAUGGUUGGCACGUAAAGAACAUAAGAGAAGAAUCAGGAAAAUUAUUAUAUGCCAGUCGGCAAUUCGAAGAUAUCUGGCCAGAAAGCAAUAUAAGAAGCUUCGCAUCGAAGCUAGGUCUAUUGAACACGUUAAAUCGCUUAACAAGGGUCUCGAAAAUAAGAUUAUUAGCUUACAACAGAAAAUUGAUGACCUUAAUAAGACUAAUUCUGAAUUAAAGGGUUACCAGAACGAUGUACAAGAUCUUAAAUCAAAACUACAAACCUUCAAAGCAAUGGAAUUAGAUAUAAAGGUUCUAAACAAUCUAAUAAUAGAAAAGAACAAGAAAAUAGAAAAAUUAGAAAUAGAUGUAAAGACGGAAAGAGAUGAGAAAAUUGACUUGAUUAACGAACAAGAUCGAAUUAGGCAAGAAAUCGAAGACCAGCGACAAGUUUGGGCACAAGAAACAGCAAAAUUAAGAGAAGAACUUGAAAAUAUGAACGAGAUUGUGCGUGUGAGUGAAAAGGGUGCCGAAGAAAACCUCAAGGUGAGGUUGGAAGAAGAAAAAUUGAUCAUUAUGAACGAAGCUGAUUCUGAUAGAGAGGCGUACCAGAGACUGUUGAAUGAGUAUCACACAUUAGAGCAAUACUGUGAAGAACUUAAACUUCAGAUGAAAUCACAAGGAUACCAAGGUUUCCAUAAAAGAAAUAUUAGCGACUUGAGCAGUAUAUCAGCUAUAGAUGAAGUGUUAUUAAAUGCAGAAGUACCUGAAGAUUUUGGAUAUGGAUCUGUGAGGUCUACAACUAGUAGUAACUCAGCAAGAGAAAGGUUGGAGAACGUUGACUGGAAAGUUGAAGAAUCUGUUGUAGCAACGAGCGAGAACCAUACUCCUACAAAUACUAGCACCAGCGAUACUAACACCAAUCAAGAAGUGGAGACAACUGAACCUCCUGUGGAGCAAAACGUGGACGUUGGACUGGUUCUACAACUUCAACAUAAAUUGUCGGCUACUGAAAGAGAAAAACUUCGUAUGCAGAAACGUCUCGAUGAAAUGGAUCUGUCUCCAAAGGUCGAGAAAGCUAAGACUGAAGCUGAGUAUGCCAUUAGAAUAUCUGAACUUGAACUAGGCAAUUCGCAACUUAAAAAUCAGCUAUUUGAGCUACAAAAUAGUAUUAAUGAAGGACAAGGUGUAACCCAACUCCACGAGCAACUAGCUACAGCGCAGAACGAACUUGAACGACGAGGUGAAGAGAUUAUUCAACUGAAGAGUGUCUUGGCUAAUCAAACUAACAACAUGAAAUCUAUAUUGAACUCAAAAACCCAUACAGGUCAAUACAUAAACGAAGACGGAGAACUUGCUCAAGCUUACGAAACCCAAAAAACAAUCAACAAACAACUUGAGCUCGAGUUACAAGAUGAAAAGGCUAAAUAUAUGGCUUACGAAAAAGAGCUUAAGCUAGAAAACGAGAAGCUACAAGAAGAAAACGAAAGGCAGCAACGUAUUUUAUCGGCAAAUCUUUUAGGUUCUGGCCAAACACAAGAAACGGCAUUCAUGCAACUAGAAAUUACACGAUUAGCCACAGAAAAUCUGGAACUACGCGACAAAAUUGACUCACUUAACGAAAAUAUGCGCAAAAUAAAGAAGAGAGAGAAGGUAUUGAUAAAAAAAUUGAAGGAAGCCGGGUUCGAUAUGACUACUGGCUCAAUAACUGAAAACAAUGUUGACGUGAAUGGUGCAAUUGCAUUUAGUAAAAAUCUUCCAACUAUUCGCAAGAAGGAUAGAGAAUAUUUGGGAAUGUUUUCGUUUAAGGCUGGGGAUGAGAACAAUAUUAUGAAACAGUUAUUAAAUCUUAAGCCCCGCACUGCUGUUACGCUUCUUCCUGGAUUACCGGCUUACAUUAUAUUCAUGUGUAUUAGAUAUACAGAUUAUGUUAAUGAUGAAGAAAAAGUCAAGUCAUUACUUUCUGCAUUUAGUAAUUCCAUCAAAAAAGUAAUAAAGAAGAGAGUCGGUGAUUUCGAAACAACGGUUUUAUGGCUGGCAAAUAUUUUAAGGCUAGUGCAUACCAUGAAGCAGUAUAGUGGAGACAAAACUUUCCAGAUAAAAAAUACCCCCAAACAAAAUGAACAAAGUCUAAGAAACUUUGAUUUGUCAGAAUAUCGUCAGGUAUUCACAGAUAAUGCUGUUUGGAUAUACCAUGGUUUAAUAAAAAAUUUUGAAGAGAAGAUACAGUCGCUUAUAGUACCUGCGAUUCUCGAACACGAGGAAAUCCCUGGAAUAAGUGGAAAUAAACCUAGCGGAUUUAGAAGUAGAAUAGGAAGUUCUUCGAGUGUGACCAGUCCAACAGGUAGUCAGAAACCAACUGCUGCACUUUUACAAGAACUUACGAAUCAUUAUAAGAUUUUGAUGUAUUACGGAGUGGACCCUGAAGUUAUAUCUCAAAUAUUUAAGCAAAUAUUUUACUUCUUGUGUGCCACCAGUCUUAAUAAUUUACUUCUAAGAAAAGAACUGUGCCAUUGGUCCAAAGGACUCCAAAUAAGACACAACUUGUCGCACUUUGAAAUGUGGACAAGAGAGAAAAAUUUCGACGAACCCGCCAUUCAAUCAACUCUUCAGCCUAUCAUCCAAGCUGCCCAUUUAUUGCAAGCUCGAAAAUCAGAAGAAGACGUAGCUAGUGUUUGUGAAAUGUGCAGUGUCCUAACGGCUCCUCAAAUUUGUAAAAUUUUAAAUUUAUAUACACCAGUUGACGAGUUUGAACAACGAGUGCCAGCAGCCUUUAUCAAACAAGUACAAGCUAAAUUGCAAGAGAGACCAGAUAGUGGUGCACAAAUAUUACUAAUGGACGUGAAGUACAAGUUUCCAGUUCGAUUUGUUUUCAAUGCAUCCGUUAUUUGUUUAGAAGAGAUAGAGAUUCCAGAAAUUUUGAAUUUACCAAUGCUUGAAAAGCUUUAGAUUGUUACUGUUUAUUUAUGUAUAAAUAUAUUAGUAGUAACAAAUUACCACAAGAAGAAAUCAAGUUUUCUAUAAUAAAUAAGUGCUUAAAUUUG
This is a messenger RNA of Diabrotica balteata, 5696 nucleotides long. The record is from the annotation of a GenBank genome assembly. NCBI's taxonomy places the organism in Eukaryota, Metazoa, Arthropoda, Insecta, Coleoptera, Chrysomelidae.